Molecule: messenger RNA, 810 nt
Organism: Penicillium robsamsonii
Lineage: Eukaryota; Fungi; Ascomycota; Eurotiomycetes; Eurotiales; Aspergillaceae
Product: F-box protein
Exons: 1
Coding region: 1-810 (269 amino acids)
Molecular function (GO): protein binding
Source: RefSeq, a predicted model, not a curated record
AUGACCGCCCAAGAUACGGCUCUUGGGACCUUGGAAGUUCUAGAGAACAUACUUCUUCACCUUGAUCUCAAGUACAUCUUGACAUCCGCUCAACGUGUAUGCCACCGAUGGCAAGAUUUGAUUUCGACGUCACCCUCCCUUCAGAAAUAUCUCUUUUUCCAGCCUGACUGGGAUCGAGAGGAUAGACAACGCAAUCCUCUGUUAGCCGAAAUCUUCCCCGACUGGUUCCCCGAUUUUCCCACAUCCGAGAAGCAGUGCAAAAGCCAUGGCAUUGAAACUGGUACCAGUGACAUAAAAUCCAGCUGGAAACGCAUGUUGGUUCAACAACCUCCGAUUCGUGAUAUUAUCUUCUUUCUGGUGCAAAGCGGUCGAGGCGGCACAUGUCUUAGAGGGCCGUAUACCAAGACCGUCGAAGAUUCACGGACACACUGGUUCAGCGUAACAGAUCCGCUCACGAUGAACGAUUUUAUCCGCCAAGUCCCUUGUGGUAGCUUACGCAAAACAAUGGUCUUGUGGGACAAUGAAGACCAUAAAAUCCCAUCUGAAUUUCAGCACUAUUCAUUCAACAAGAAGGAGAGACAGUUCCUUCAGGGGGCACUGGAAGAAUGUGGAAUGAUAUUGUUGGAAUUCACAGUAAUACAAUGUGGAAAGGGGCAUUCUGGAGGUGCAAGACGGAGGAAAAGAUUUGGUACUCCUUUUUUCGAGCCACAGGUUGACGAUGCAGAAGAUUUAGAAGACGAAAAAGAUGAUGGUGAAGAUGAUGAAGAUGGAGCUGACGACGAUGAACAUGAAGAUCGUGCAGAUGCUUAG